CCACCCCCCCACCCCAGAUCCUGCACGCCAUCCAUCAGCUUCAUACGCACACACCCAUCCGUCAACAAGAAAAAGAAAGCCAAGCCAGCCAUGGCGCCCAGGACGUCCGACAAGACGGCGACGCCGCCCGCUGCCGGGGCCGCCGCGACCGGGCUCGCGCUCGGCGUCGGCGGCGGCAACGGCGGGGGCGUCGGCCCGCACUACCGCGGCGUGAGGAAGCGGCCGUGGGGCCGGUACGCGGCGGAGAUCCGCGACCCGGCCAAGAAGAGCCGGGUGUGGCUCGGCACGUACGACACGGCCGAGGAGGCCGCCCGGGCCUACGACGCCGCCGCGCGCGAGUACCGCGGCAACAAGGCCAAGACCAACUUCCCCUUCGCCACCGCCUCCGCGCCGCCCGCCGCCGCGGCGGCCCUCACCGUCGACGGCAGCCGGAGCAGCAACAGCAGCACCGUGGAGUCCUUCGGCGGCGACGUGCAGGCGCCCAUGCAGGCCAUGCCGCUCCCUCCGUCCCUCGACCUCGACCUGUUCCACCGCGCGGCCACCAGCACCGCCGGCGCCGGCAUGCGGUUCCCCUUCAGCGGCUACCCCGUGUCGCACCCGUACUACUUCUUCGGACAGGCCGCGGCCGCGGCCGCCGCCGGCUGCCACAUGUACAGCCAGGCCCCGAAGGUGACCGUGGCGUCCGUGUCCCCGAGCGACUCCGACUCGUCGUCGGUGGUGGAUCUGGCGCCGUCGCCGCCCGCGAGGAAGCCCGUCCCUUUCGAGCUCGACCUGAACUGCCCGCCGCCGGCGGAGCUCUGAUCGGGGCCGCCGGAGUUUAUGUAGCUGAUAUGACUGCUAGUUUCUUUCGUCGCCUUCUUUUUUUGCCCCUAGUAGAACGAAGGAAAUUUCCAUGUACUCCAUGAUGUUUAGGAGAGGCCGUCCGCCUUGCACAACAGCGGCAGGGGCAGAUCUGUAAAUACGGUUUCUUUUUUCGCCGGAGAGGCAGAGAUGGAUGGAUGGAUGUAUUGUCGCCCAAGACAAGUCCUGCCGGCGUUGCCAUGGACCGAAUUAUAUUGAGUUACUUCUACUUUGACA
Aegilops tauschii subsp. strangulata is the source of this 1077-nucleotide messenger RNA. Its product is annotated as ethylene-responsive transcription factor 8. The record is from RefSeq and is a predicted model, not a curated record. Gene Ontology annotation, molecular function: DNA binding; DNA-binding transcription factor activity. Gene Ontology annotation, biological process: regulation of DNA-templated transcription. Lineage: Eukaryota; Viridiplantae; Streptophyta; Magnoliopsida; Poales; Poaceae.